AUGGGUGCAGCCCUGCAGGUGACAGCAUUUGGGCUCGCUCUUCUCUCCACACUCUUCCUCCUCCUGGCCACGUGCACGGACUGCUGGAUGGUCAAUGCUGAUGACAGCUUGGAGGUAAGUCACAAGUGCAGGGGCCUCUGGAGGGAGUGUGUCACCAACAUGCAGGACGGGGUCAGGACCUGUGACCAGUAUGACUCCAUUCUGGCUGACCACCCAGUGAAGAUCGUGGUGACACGGACCCUGAUGAUCACAGCAGAUCUCCUGGCUGGCCUGGCUUUGGCUACACUGAUCCUUGGGCUGGACUGCAUCACAUUCCUCAAGGAAGAUCCUUGUGUCAAGCUGAAGCUGUGCUAUGGAGCUGGAGCCAUCCUCGGUGCUGGGAGCAUCCUGGGGCUCAUAGGCUCCGUGUGGUAUGCAGUGGAUGUCUACGUGGAGAGGGCCAUGCUGGUGGCACACAAUAUAUUCCUGGGAGUCCACUAUGACUUUGGCUGGUCGUGCUGGCUGGGGAUGGCUGGCUCCACUGGCUGCUUUGUGGCAUCUGUCCUGCUGACCUGCUGCCUCUAUGCCUGCACAGGUCAGUCUGGCUCGUUCACCCCAUCCUAUCUCAAGGCUUUUGCCCUGCAGGGAUAA
Molecule: messenger RNA, 630 nt
Organism: Parus major (Great Tit)
Lineage: Eukaryota; Metazoa; Chordata; Aves; Passeriformes; Paridae
Product: claudin-16-like
Exons: 4
Coding region: 1-630 (209 amino acids)
Biological process (GO): bicellular tight junction assembly; cell adhesion
Cellular component (GO): bicellular tight junction; plasma membrane
Molecular function (GO): structural molecule activity
Source: RefSeq, a predicted model, not a curated record